Messenger RNA from Penicillium canescens, 2871 nucleotides. It is a transcript of the gene pps1, whose product is annotated as tyrosine/serine/threonine protein phosphatase PPS1. The record is from RefSeq and is a predicted model, not a curated record. Gene Ontology annotation, biological process: nuclear DNA replication; protein dephosphorylation. Gene Ontology annotation, molecular function: protein tyrosine/serine/threonine phosphatase activity. The transcript has 7 exons. The coding region runs from base 219 to 2258 and encodes 679 amino acids. Lineage: Eukaryota; Fungi; Ascomycota; Eurotiomycetes; Eurotiales; Aspergillaceae.
GUGAGAUCUUGUCACACUUAUCUCCCUCUUUUUAUCUCCUCUCUCAUUCCUCUUCCCCCUUGCUCCUCUCUUGUGAUCAUCGUGUUUGAUCCACAUCACCUGAAACCCAUCAAAUUCGGGCGCAAACGAUGUGAUAGCUGUUGAAGCUGCCAAAGUUGUUAUAGCCCAACCCAUCGUGAUUGUGACUCUGUGUUCAAAGUAGUGGGACAGCCGACCUGAUGGCGACCGUGCUUGUCCAGCAGCAUUCGCUGCACCAUUCGACCCCUCCUUCCUCCCCUCUUCCCUCAACCUUGACUGUCAACCGACGACCGAGUCCCAUCCCGAACAAACAUAUCCCAGUAUGCCCACCGGGCCCAGCUCCAUCGACUCCUUCUCAACCGGCAUCUCCCGUGGCUCGGUCUGAUCAGCCUUCAUCGUUAUUGUAUCCCCCAGAUGAACGACUCCGCAUUGGACGGGCUCCGUCUCCUGCCGUGUAUGCUAUCGAGGCAUCGAAGUUGGCCGCUGCAAUGGACCACCAGGCUUCGCAACCCUUGCCCGACCCAUCGCAGAUGUUCCCUUGGCUACAUGGCCUUCACCCCGACAACCACCUGCAAAUAGGCUUCUUUCAAAGUCGCAAACGUCACUCGCGCCGAUCACCAAAAUGCUGGCGGGGCCUGACUGUGGUCAAACUGGGGGGUGAUCUGUCGAGGUCGCGUAUCAAAGGCGCCGUCAGCCCUAAUGAAGUGAUCGCACCUUCCUCCCGGUUCUUGAUGGCCGAUCCGCAGGAGGGUUUCUCCGUACGCAACUUCCAUAUUCAGACGGCCAAGCUGGCCGCCAUGUCCGAUAUUGUCUUGUAUGCCGAGGAUGACAACAGCCAGGCUGCUCUUGUUGCACUGGCAGAUCAGUUUGCGACGGCGCAGCAUGCUUGGAGAUUGAAGAUGGAUCCCUUGCAAGAGAGACCAACCUACAACACCUUCAUUGUUGCCACCCCAUUUUCGGAACUCGAGAAAGAACACCCAGAGAUCGUAGCUGUCGAUUCGAAAGGUCAAUCAACUGACCGGACGAUGGAUUUUGGCCACUGGGAACGACGGGAAAUGUGUAACAUGUCCCGAGCAUCGGAGAUCUCGGCCAAUGUUUGGUUGGGAUCUACCCCAGAGUUCAUACCAAUGUCUGGGGCACCACUACUCAAAGAGGAAACAUAUGACUUGUUUAUCGAAGCAACCGACCUAGCCAACAUCCCCGGUCCCCGCUAUCUAGCCAAGCUCGACAGACAACUUGAGACCGGCCCUCAGCGCAUGGAAUUCCCAUCAUCAGGAUCUCUUGUCCUCCCAUCAGGCAACACCCGUGAGGUCGAGGAUAUUGUCAACACUAUCAGGUGGAUCUACUAUCUCGCGCACCCAGAAACUCCGGCGGGUGAGCAUGACACCGACAGCGACGUCGCAAUGGCCAGCUCAAGCGGGAAACAACGCAAGAUCUUAAUCCACUGUGGCGAUGGAUAUACCGAAACCUCUCUAUUGGCAGUGGCCUACUUCAUGUUCGCAGAAGGCGUGCCCGCGCACGAAGCGUGGCUCAGACUACACUGCGACAAGAAGCGAAACUUCUUUGCCUACCCGACAGACGUUGCAUUCCUAUGCCAUAUUCAGGAACGCCUCUUGCAGGAAAGUCCAGCGGCUCAGGCCCAUGCUACGGACAUCGCAGGAACCUGUUACCCAAAUUGGUUUCAUCAUAUGGACGGCUCCUUCCCUAGCCGCAUCUUGCCGUAUCUGUACCUUGGCAAUUUGACUCACGCCAACAACCCGGAGCUUCUUUGGGAGCUUGGUAUCAGACGUGUGCUCAGCAUUGGCGAGGCUGUUAAUUGGUCGGAUGAGGACCGUGCCACCUGGGGUCGGGAUAAUCUGAUGUACAUUGACAAUGUCCAGGAUAAUGGCAUUGAUCCGUUGUGUCAGGAGUAUGAUCGUUGCUUAGAUUUCAUCGAAAAAGGCAAGCGUGAGGGUACCGCUACAUUGGUCCACUGUCGAGUUGGCGUUUCAAGAUCUGCCAGUAUCUGCAUUGCCGAGGUCAUGGCCUGCAAAAAGCUUUCUUUCCCAAGGGCAUACUGCUACGUUCGAGCAAGAAGACUCAACGUCAUCAUCCAACCCCACCUACGCUUUGUUUACGAGCUUCUUCAAUGGGAAGAGCACCAAUUGAGAAAGCGAAACGAGCCCGUGAAACGAGAACUCGAAUGGCAAACCGUCACUCGCGAGAUCGCUCUUCUCAACAAGCCCUAUUCAAGGAGCUAAGAAUAACCAGAAUCUCGAAGUUCGAAGCUGGUUCUCGGCUCCAUUUACCCCAGGUUCAACACCAGACACGGACCUGGUUCUACUCUAAUUUUUCUGGUUGCCUCUCGCUAUGAGAGGCAACAUGAUACAAUGAAUUUUAACGACUACACGAACUAGGGAUGUUUCAAAUUGGAUCUUGGCGCAAGGCGUUUUGAAGAUCUGAUUGAAAUGGGAAUGAAUUGCAAUGACAAUGUUUGAAUAUUGCAAUGUUUUAACCUUGUCUCUGUUCGCAACGAUCUUUCUUUCUUUCUUUCUUUUUUUUUCUUCAGCCACCUUUGAAUUUGUUUUAUUUACUAUUUAUGUCUGUUUGUUUAUCCCUAUUUCCCACACUCUGCUAUUCAUUUGUGUUCUUACUUGCCGGCUUCAACCGGAGCUUGCACCUUGCCGUCUUCUCUUUCUUCCCAUAUCAUUUUCCCAGCAUUUUCACCCACGAUUUGCCCUUCAAAGAGUAUCAUUCUCAUAUUGUUAUGCCAAGUCUGAAACGCAGCUCAUAAGAUAGUUGUCCAGUUUACUCCCAAGAUUAGCAUAUUCAUCGGAUUUGAUAUGUCCUUGCACCGCUGUGCUCUGUCUGUAU